Messenger RNA from Panicum hallii, 798 nucleotides. RefSeq names its product predicted GPI-anchored protein 58. The transcript has 2 exons. Bases 1 to 798 code for a protein of 265 amino acids. The record is from RefSeq and is a predicted model, not a curated record. NCBI's taxonomy places the organism in Eukaryota, Viridiplantae, Streptophyta, Magnoliopsida, Poales, Poaceae.
AUGUCGCUCCCGCUCCCGUGCUCGCUUGACGCCAGUGCUCGCACAUGCCUGCUCCCGCUCCCGUGCUCGCUUGACGCCAGUGCUCGCACAUGCCUGCUCCCGCGCGCGUUCCGCACACCAUCCUCCAUCGCAUGCCUCCGCUUGUGCCAUUCCACAUCCGCGCUCUGCCAGCACCUAGGCGCCGCUCACCCAGCUCCUACCGCGGCCGCCUCUUCUGCUUGCGCCGGCCCUCGCCUGCUCCAGUUCACACCAUCCACCACUGUGCCGAGCCACUGCCGUCCGCGUGCCUUCACUCGCCGCGCGCGCUCCGUUCUGGCCGCCAGCCCGCCGUCGGCGUCCGCCUGCGCUCACCCGGGCCCGCCGCUCCGCGCGCUGCCGCUGCUCACGCGCGCUCACCCGUGCGCCACCGGCUCCCGCAGCCCGCGCUCGCCGAGCCGCCACGCGUGCCCCGCGCCGGCCUCCGCCCGCCACGAGCCUCCACGCGCUCCAGAGCUCCGCCUGGGCCACCUGCAGAGCGCCUGCGCGCUAGCCCCCGCGCCUACAGCCGCCCUGCCUGCGCACGCUCGCGAGCCGUCCACGCUGCUCGCCCGCCGCUUGCCUGCCUGCUGCGGCCGCUCGGGCCUGGCCGAGCCGCACGCGCCCGACCUGCCGCUCGGGCCCCGCCGCCCCGCGCUCGCCUGGGCCGGCCUCCGCGUCAAGCCGCCCUGGGCCGAGCUGCAACCGCCGCCCGGCGCCUUGCGCCGCUUACUCCCGCGCGCUUGGGGGCCGCCCGGCCUGCUCCUGUGGUGCCUGUGCUGA